This is a messenger RNA of Gambusia affinis (western mosquitofish), 1818 nucleotides long. It is a transcript of the gene elovl1b, whose product is annotated as ELOVL fatty acid elongase 1b. Gene Ontology annotation, molecular function: fatty acid elongase activity. The record is from RefSeq and is a predicted model, not a curated record. Lineage: Eukaryota; Metazoa; Chordata; Actinopteri; Cyprinodontiformes; Poeciliidae. The coding region runs from base 277 to 1284 and encodes 335 amino acids. The transcript has 8 exons. Gene Ontology annotation, cellular component: endoplasmic reticulum membrane; endoplasmic reticulum. Gene Ontology annotation, biological process: very long-chain fatty acid biosynthetic process; fatty acid elongation, saturated fatty acid; sphingolipid biosynthetic process.
UUCUUACUGCUCCCUCGGAGGGUUGGGUCCAAGAGAUUUAAGCAAAAAGGAAGAGGAAGCUGAGCUAACUUAGCAGUGACACACGUUUCCUUUAUCAGCCAGAUUUCAACAGACUGGGCGGCGGUUUACUUUGGCAAAAGCAGUGAGUAGCUUCCUUAUACCGUUUAUUGAGAAAAAUGUUGAACUUUUUGUACCAGGAGUUACUUUCAAGUGGCUUGGUUUGAGGAGAAAACAACAGAAGAGCUAACUUGGUCUCAACAAUUCACAACAGCAAAUAUGCUUUGGAAACUUCAGGAGAUGGGCUCGCAUGCCUUGGAUAUCUACAAUUACCUCUUGGCAGGAAUGGAUCCACGGAUAAAGGACUACCCAUUGAUGCAGAGUCCUGUUCCCAUGUCUGCAAUACUAUUGGUCUACCUGUUUUUCGUACUGUAUGUGGGACCUCGCAUUAUGGCCAACCGGAAACCCUUCCAGCUGAAGGAGCCCAUGAUAGUCUACAAUUUCUUCCUGGUGGCUCUAUCAGUUUACAUUGUGUAUGAGUUUUUGAUGUCUGGUUGGGCUACAACGUAUACUUGGAGGUGUGAUCCAAUUGAUACCUCAAAUAGUCCUGAAGCUCUAAGAAUGGUCAGUGUUGCAUGGCUCUUCUGGUUUUCAAAGAUAAUUGAGCUGAUGGACACAAUCUUCUUUGUGUUGAGGAAAAAACACGGCCAGAUUACGUUCCUGCACAUCUUUCACCACUCCUUCAUGCCAUGGACCUGGUGGUGGGGAGUUGUCUUUGCUCCUGGUGGAAUGGGAUCUUUCCAUGCCAUGGUGAACUCUUCCGUCCAUGUCAUCAUGUAUUUCUAUUAUGGCCUUUCUGCUGCUGGACCGCGCUUCCAGAAGUUUUUGUGGUGGAAGAAAUACAUGACUGCCAUUCAGCUGACCCAGUUUGUCUUGGUCUCCCUCCACGCCACUCAGUAUUACUUUAUGGACAGCUGUGACUUCCAGUUCCCCACCAUCAUUCACCUCGUCUGGAUGUACGGCACCUUCUUCUUCAUCCUCUUCUCCAACUUCUGGGUCCAGGCCUACGUGAAGGGUAAGCGGCUGCCGAAACAGGACAUCAAGGAACAGAAGAACGGCGCAGUGGCAUACGCAAACGGAAAACACCAAGAGAACGGAAAAGUCCACGAAAAUGCCAAAUUGUAUGAGAGCGGCAGCAGUAACGGCAUCCACCAGCACGCAGCUACCAACGGCUCCACUCACUAUGAGAACGGCCGCGCCCUCAACGGCAAGAUGAAAAAAGCUUAGAAACCUUGAAAGGAAGUACCCAGGAAGUAUGACCUAGUCAGCUUGUUAAAAUUACUAUGGAUUCCAAAGAAUAAUUUGACUGUUUUACAGGUUUUUUUUUUUUUUUGUUUUAUUAGUUUCUUGUGUAAAACAUGGGAGAUCAAUGUAGUCAAUGACAUCCACAGUUGGGUUCCACACCUGGUUAGUUGGUUUUGUUGGGUUUUUGUUUGUCUUGUGGAACCAUCUAUUGGAAGAUGAUGUAUGAAGAGAAGAUGUUUUGAAUGUUAUGUCUUCACUGAUGUUGAAAGCAGCUUCAUAGUUCAGUGUCACACUGGUGAACUUUUAGCCCAUUUGCUGACCUAUGACCCCCUCACCCCUCUGUGGACAGAAGACUGUACAGUUUCUAUUAAACUUGGAUAAAAAAACAGCAGUUUGUAAAUAGUUUUACAGAAAGAGGAAAAAAAAAACUAAUUAUAUUGGUGUGCUUUCUAAAUUUUGUUACCACGUGUAUUUAAAAUUUAAUUGCCAAUAAAUUCAGUCCUAAAUGAUCUGUAA